Messenger RNA from Hymenoscyphus albidus, 1344 nucleotides. The record is from the annotation of a GenBank genome assembly. NCBI's taxonomy places the organism in Eukaryota, Fungi, Ascomycota, Leotiomycetes, Helotiales, Helotiaceae.
AUGGCUACUUCAACACCCAAGCCAAUUCACAGCCUCGUGCUGGACGCCGGACCAAUAAUCAAAAACGAGCCCUCCGUCUCCACCCUCCUCGCACAAGCCGAACAACUCUACACCAUCCCCGCAGUCAUCGAAGAAAUUCGAGAUCCCGUCACCAGAUCGCGCGUCGAGACAACUUUAAAGCCAUUCAUAAUAUGUCGCUCGCCGAAACCCGCGAGUAUCAAGAUUAUCACCGAUUUUGCCCGAAGGACGGGAGAUUUGGAGGUCCUGAGUCGCCCAGAUAUACAUUUGAUGGCGUUAAGUUAUGAGCUGGAGUGUGAGAGGAAUAAUGGCGAUUGGAGACUGCGCAGUGUGCCGGGACAGAAACGUUUAAAUGGUGCUCCUCCUUCUGCGGCGGAGGGGACGAAGGAAGAGAUUGCGAAGGUCGCAGAUGGGGUUGUUGAGGAUUCUAAUGCAGAGGUUAAGACGGAACCUGAAUUAGCGACAGAGGAGUCGAAUGCGAAAGCAGAAUCUGUAGAGGUAUUGGAAGAGCAGCUCGCUGCCACCAGUAUUGUUUCUGCAGAUGCUCCCAUAUCUACCCAGGAAGUCGAAGAACCAAAAGCAGCUAGCGAUACAAUUCCCAGCGAAGAUGCUUCCGCCACCCUUCAAGAGCGCGAAGCCACACCCGAAUUAAUUGAAGAAGCACAAGGUUCCGCCUCAGAAGAUACCGACGACGAAGGCUGGAUCACGCCGCAAAACCUCAAGGAACACCAAGCGCGCGACGCAAACGGAAUGGCAGAACCAGAGGAAGAAGUAAUGAUAAUGCAAGUCGCAACCAUAACCUCCGACUUCGCCAUGCAGAAUGUCAUGCUACGAAUGAACUUGAACCUUCUCGCACCCUCUCUCCAGCGAAUCCGUCAGCUCAAGACAUGGGUUCUUCGAUGUCACGCAUGUUUCCACAUCUCCCGAGAUAUGACGAAGCAAUUCUGCGCACGUUGUGGAAAACCAACACUUAUCCGAACAUCGUGUUCCACAGACAAAGAUGGCAAUUUCCAAGUCCAUCUCAAGAAAAAUAUGCAGUGGAAUACUCGCGGGAAUGUAUAUAGUAUCCCCAAGCCAGUUGCCGGAACCUCAAAUGGGAAACUUGUAGCUGGUGGUGGAAAAGGUGGGUGGGGUCAGGGACUGAUACUUGCGGAAGAUCAGAAGGAGUAUGUUCAAGCUACCACUAACGCAAGACGGGGGAAGGAAAAAGAUCUCAUGGACGAGGACUACCUUCCAAAUAUCCUAUCGGGAGAUAGAGGACGUGGAGGUGGUAAAACAAAAGUUGGGGCUGGCAAAAAUGUGAACUCAAGGAAGAGAAAUAAGUAG